Molecule: messenger RNA, 826 nt
Organism: Mercenaria mercenaria
Lineage: Eukaryota; Metazoa; Mollusca; Bivalvia; Venerida; Veneridae
Product: EF-hand calcium-binding domain-containing protein 1-like
Exons: 6
Coding region: 119-694 (191 amino acids)
Molecular function (GO): calcium ion binding
Source: RefSeq, a predicted model, not a curated record
GUAAACAUUCGGUAUUUUCCCACAAGCCGGAUCUUUCGCUAAAUAUAAAGGUCGACGUUAACAGCGUUACGUUAAAACGCUGAAACGUUUUGAGAAUACCUACGAAGUGAAAGAUAAAAUGAAGUUCUUCAAGUAUUUUCUCAUCGCCAUUGUGAUUCUAGCUUUACUUGACCCCACGGAGGGUGGAUGGCUAAGGAGAAAAUUAAAAAAGCUUGGAAGAGGUAUCAAGAAAGUUGCGAAAAAGGCUGUUAAAGCCAUCAAAAAAGUUGGAUGCAAGAUAUUGUUUGGGGUCGGUUGCCCUGUUGCAGUCGGGGCUGUUGGCACAGCUUUAACGGUAGGAACAACCGGGGUAGGGUCUAUGAUCGUUGGAGCUGGUGUGAUAGCCGGUACACAUGCCUGUCAUGUACGGAAAAGCAGAUGCAAGAGAAGUGUUGAAAUGACAGAAGUUUUGAUACCAUUUUCGGACGAGAUGUCAGACUACGAUAUGAACGGUGACAAGCUGGUCACAUAUGAAGAGUUUGUUUUUGCUGUGUUAGGAAGCGUUAACCUCGCAGACCCAGAAGAACUUAUUGAGCCUUUUUUAUUUGCUGAUUUUGAUGGAAACGGAGUUCUAGAUACAGAUGAGUUCAAUGGAGCUCCAUUUUUAUUUGCACAUGAAUUUAUCGACGAUCAAAUUGUGAGUUCAGCCGCAUAAGGAGUAGGCGCACUAAGCAUAUAAGGGAGGACCACAUUAUUUACAUUCGAAAUUACCAAAGAUUGUUUUUAUUAAUUUGUAUUGAUUUACCUUUUGUUACAUGUAUAAAAAGAAAUAAAUCGUUUUUAUUCA